AGUCAAAAGCAUUUGAACUUCGAAAUUUUCCGGCGAAUCCAGUGCCUCUGUGGAUUGCGCAACUCUCUGCGCCGAUCAAAACAUUUGGACCGAGGAUUCGAUGUCUAGUGAUCGCGCCUCGUGAUCAAUUAGUAUGUCUGAUUUGGGAUGAUCUGAGUACAAAAUUGUCACUUUGAGCUUGUUUUGUUGGUGUUUCUUAUGGCAGAUCCUCCGAUUUGGGUGUAUAUGCAUUGACGUGGGGUCCUUUUGACCUGAAAUUGGGGACCGUACUUUCAAUUCCGACAUCGCACUUAAGGUUCUUACUAGCUCAUGUCAUGACUGGGGACGUGAGAAUUAGUCAAAUUCAUCCUCGGAGCCAAUUAGCAUGAAGGUGCAGGGUUUAUGGUACCCUAACUUUGAUGCCUCUGGGGAAAGAGUGGAGAGGAGAGUUUGCGGUAAAUUCUCUGGAACCAUGUUGCCGUACAGUACCUAUCCUUGGACAAAGUGCAUCCAACUUUGAAGUUGGACGUGGCGAAUAAUUUUUUUCAGACAAUGCGGAAUGGAGUAGAAUUGAAUGAGGAAAUAUGAUCAGCUCAUGUGAAAUGCGAAAACUCAAAUCACUAUGCUGUGCCUUCCUAGUCCAGUUGAUGUUGUUUCUCAGAAUCCAGGUUUUGAGGAAGCCGUUUACAAUAUACAGGGAUGUCGUAGAUUUGUACAGAUCUGAACUGCUGAGAGAUUUGCUGCUUAGAUUUGUUCCUCUGGGCAAUACUGAGAGGAUUUGGGAAGGCAGCCUCUUCACCUAUCUCGAUCUGCAUACUUGAGGAUUUUUAGUCAGGAGAGCUUUUGAAUCACUGUGUGAUUAUACUGUACAAGGUUCCUUAUCUCAAGGUUUAGAAAAAGUCAUAGCAGGUGAAUGUUUCAGGCUGUCAUUGAGUGCAUUAGAUUGCCAUCAACAAAUAACGGGAGGAAGUGAAGGUGCACAGAACUUGCCUAGCAAAUUUCGCCUAUAUGUUUGGCUGCUGGCUGUUGAGUUUUGGCACAGUUUAGCCUUCUGAAUAGGGAAACAACAAAAUGAGUGAGAAGGAGGAGAAGAAAGAGAAGAAGGAGAAGAAGGAGAGAAAGGAGAAAAAGGAUAAAAAGGAGAAGAAAGACAAAAAAGACAAGAAGGACAAAGAUGGAGAUCAAGAGGCGAAGCCAGAAGGCAAGGAGAAGAAGAACCGGGAGAGAAGGAGCAGGGUUAGCUUUCUACAUGAAAGGCAAACCGCACCUCCUCCGCCUCGCUAUGCGGUUGGAGAGGAACCUCCGCUCCCUUCUUUUCCUAUUACAUGGUCACCUAUCGCCAUCUGCGUGGAAACUUCAUUGCCAGGAUUCAGUCGGGAUACCCUCAUGGAGGUGCUAAACGAAGUUGGGAGACCAGCUAUGAGCAUGGCUGUAGUGCAUCCACUUGACUUGGCUGAGGAUGAAAUGAGAGUAGAGGGGACGCAACUGGCUGCAGAAUUGGCCACAGCAAAAAUGGAAGGAAAGGGGACCUGGCCGCCCCCAAACCUUUUCGUAAAGUGUUUAAAAUCAAGGUCUGUGCUGGACCGCGAUGAUGAGCAUCGUUUGGAGGAGAUACGACGAGCAAACCAAGUGUCUCAAGCACAAAAGACGACCGAGGAUGCGAGGGCAGCUGUGCUUGUUGCUCAAGAAGGAGUGAAAGCUGCCGAAACUUUGCUGAAGGAGUACAGAGCAAAACUUAAAGAAGACAGAAUCCGGGAGGUGACAGCGAAAAGGUUAGCUGCACGAGCAGCCAAGGAAGCUGAAGCUGCAGCUGCAGCAGAGGCUGCGCAGGAAGCUGACACCUCUAACAGUCUGAAGAAGUCAAAGAAAGACAAAAAAGACAAGAAAGCGAAGAAAGAGAAAAAGGAAGAGAAUGAAAAGAAGGAAGAUAAGAUUGAGAAAAAAGAAGACAAAAAAGAUAAGAAGGAAAAAGGCAAGGGGAAAAAGGGGAAGGAUAAAGAUAAAGAAUCAGAUCCACCACCUGUGGUUCUUUUGACUCCUGAGGAACAGUGGAAGUUGCUUGAGGAAGGCAUUGCGAGGGCGAAAGAUGCCGUAUUUGAGGCUGAGGUUCAGGUUGAAGUUUGUCUGGACAAUGAAGCACAGCUUGAGUCAAGGUUGAAUGAUCCGCUAAACACUGGACGCGUAUAUUGUGUCCUUGGGUUAGAUUCAGCCCUACCGAUCGCCGAACUUUGCGCUGAGAGAAAUAGUUUCUUUCGUGGUGUUCUGAACGUGGCUUUGAAACCUAAGGUUCCUUUUAUUCUACCUGAUAGUGAGGGACCCAUAACUCCACGAGAUGAUGAUGCCGUGAGUGUGGCAUCAACAUCUUCAACAUCUUCUUCGAAGUCAACUGAUUCGAAGAAGAAAAGAAAAUCUGCCAAGAAAGAAGCAAAAGCUGCUGCGAAAGCGGCAAAAGUCGAGGCAGCAGUGGCAGCCAUUCCUAUUUUAGUUUCUGAAAUCAGAGCUUUGAAGCUGACUUGCGCAUUGACGGAUCCAGCUAGGAAAGUGGCUGUACUUGAUGUUUUCUAUGAACCAGCCCCUCCCCCGGAACUAGAAUUUCCACCUCAGGGGUAUCCAGUAAAGCAAGAUAAGAAAGAGAAAAAAGGCAAUCCGGAGAUGGACAAGGAAGGUGAAGAGGACCCAAAAGAAAAAAAAAAGAAGGAGAAAAAAGAGAAGAAAGACAAGAAGAAGAAGACGGGAGAAACAGAGGAGAAGUCGGAUGAAGGAGGAGAAAAGCAGAAGGAGAAAAAAGGCAAGGAAAGUAGGAGAGGAAGCAAAAAAGUCGGAGGAGACAAUACCUUACCAUAUAAGGAAAUAGCUCAGGCUGUUAUUGACGCUUGUCAGCGUCUUCUUAUUCAAGUGGAAAUCUACAACCAGAUGGGAGGAGAUACUGCCAGGGUAUACACUGUGCCAGCAGCUAAACCCUUGGAGGAAGUUGACACCAGUUACUACAAACGGCUUAUUAAUGAAGUUCCUCCCGGAUUGGUCUCUGUGCCAAUCAUUGUGCACUGUCUGGUGGAGCAAGUGGCAGCAUAUGCGUGGCCUCUGGAGGACAUAAAAGCCCUUGAAGUUGCCAACGAGAAUAGGCGAUUUUUGCUUGCUAUGGACGAAGCUUUUAAGAAGCUUGGACAUCCAAAGUGGAUGGGCGUUGAUAGGGAUGUAGAUUCCAAUCUGGCCAAGCGUUUUGAAAUGUUGUACAAUUUUUCCCAGAAGGAUGCAGCGCAGUCAGUGGUCCUCAACUCAAACGAUCAACUUAAUUCUUUGACCAAUGGAAAAAAUUCUGAAGGCUUGCCCGCCCCAGAAUCCGAUACCCAAGGAGAGGUUGUUUUAACUCUGAAAACGGCAAAAGAUAAUGUUAGCACCAUGAGUGAAGGCACUGGCAAAGAUUCGAAGGAAAAAUCUUCCGUUAAGGCUGAGGCUGUCAAACCAAAGUCUGGAAGAGGAUCACCAGCCAAAGAAGAAGCUGGUGGUGGCAAGAAAUCCAAAAAGGGUGGAACCUCCCCAAGUCUGAAGGAAGACAUUCAUUCUGUUUCUGAUAUCAACUUUCCACCAGAGAAUGGGGAGAAUCCCUCAGGUCUCAAACUUUCUGAAGACAUGCAUAUAUCUGCAACAUGUGGUGAGUGCACCAGCCAUGCAGCUAUCACUGGUACAUGUGGAGUCCACCACGAGCAUGUCGAUAUGGGCGAUGAGAUUGAAUUGCGAAAAGCAGGGACGCCAGAGAUUCCUUAUAAUCCAUAUUUGAAACCUGCGGACUUAGAUGAGCGUUUGAACGUAACUCAUGAGUUCGACACAGUUACAAGACUACUUCUGAAAUUGAAGCCACAGAAGCCACAAUUUAUGAAUUCGGUCGACGUGAUGAAAGUAGAGGGGCACCUGUCAAAAAUCAGGGCUACCCCAGGUCGUGGAAGGAGGAAAAUGCCGACAAAGCCUGAGCAUUCUGAAGAGAAGAUGGGCGCAUCACACACGGCAUUACAAGACCUAUGCGAAAAGUACGAGGAACCUAGGUUCGCUAUUGGCGACGAAGAAGCAAUUUUCCAUUGUGCUGAGCACAUGGCAGCGAACCCGCUAAGUCCAGAUGUUUCGGUGCAGACCCUUCAAAGAUACAAGAAAUUGACCACGUUUUUUGAAAUGGUAAAGGAGGACAAGUUGUUACUGCCAGAUCUGGACGUUCCAAUUGAAGGACCAGCAAAGGAGCCAGAUCCACCCAAACCCGUGGAGCUCAUUGAUCCACCAGAUUUAGCUCCUGAGAUGAUGAAGGACUGGUGUGAUGUUUGCAAGCGGAUAUUUUCUCAACCUGCUAUGCGAGCCAAAAUGCCGAGGCCGAUGUCUCCUCCCCCGGAAGAACCAUCCAUUCGUCAAAGAAGGUCGAUAUUGGAGAGAAAGAGAUCAAUUGUUGAGGUAAUUCAGGAGAAGAAGAAGUCUCUGGCUUUGGAUCAGGAUGUGUUUGGUCUAGAUAGGAAGAUGUCCAUUGGUCUUAUAGAUGACUUAUCCGGACCAGAAGUUCAAGAUCCACAAAACGAUUCUCCUACAAUUGAAGAGCUGGAGCAUGCAGAACGACACUAUGAUACAGAUCCGGGUUUGGAUGGAGACGUAGUGAAGACUUGGUGUCCAAUUUGUGCAAGGAUCUUUGCUGUUCCAACACCUCCGGAUCUCCAAGCAAUUUGGGAAGAAGGAGAGAGGAUGCGGCUGGAGAUGGAGCGACUUGCAAGAGAGAAAGAGCAGGCCAUCAUAGCUGCCAAGAUAGCGGCUUGGGAACGCAAAAAGGAACGAUUGCUCGAGUCUAUAAUCGAUCGAAGGCAUGCAGAAGGAUUUGCAGAUGGUUUGAUGGGAGAGGUUUAUGCAAGAGCCAAGCUUCAUCUUCCAUUUGAGAUAUUGCGCUAUGACAGAGAUGAAGACUGCGUCUUGACGGUUCUCUACGCAGCAGAUGGAGAGCGAACCUUCGAAGAAAGCAUUUCCGUAUAUGUACCGUUUGGCGAGUUCUGCCUCGAAGAUAUCAGCAACAUCGGACCUAUCAAGAGAAUAAGAGAGGCAUAUGAGAUAGAGCCACGCUUCAGAUGUAUUAAGGAUAGGAGGCGCUAUCUACUGACUGAGGACGGUGGGCUUGUUGUCUGUGGAUUGCCAGCAAUGUCUCCUAUUCAGUACGAGCCGAGAACAACUGUAUACAAGGAUGGAACUAUUGUGACGCUGCGGGCACCAGAAAAGUUCGUUGAGAAGAAGCUUGAGGAGAAAAAUGAAAAAUCACCAGUAGAUGCUGGCGCAGUUCCGAAGGAAGAAGAGAAAGGUGUCAAAUCUAAGAAGUCCAAAGCGGGGUCUCGCGAUUCCAGUCCAAAACCUGGCAAAGAAGACAAGAAAGGGUCAACAAAAGAUGAGAAGGUCAAACCUGGGAAAGAAGGAAAGAAAGGGGAGAAGUCGAAGAAAGGAAAAAACAAGGAACAGGAUGACAAAGCCACAAUAGAAAAUGUGCCAGGCGAGGGCGAAGGUAUUUCGUCGGUUGUUGGACCUGCACAGGACACCGUUUUCACAUCAGGCGACUCAUCAUCAGAGAAGCAGAGAACUGUAAUGGCCUCUCUGGUCGAUGGUGUCAUUGUCUGCUUCUUCUUUGCGAAAGACGGAACGUUGAGUCUUCAGGUCAACAAUCCAUCGGGUAGAACAUUUGAGUUGACUUCAUCGGGAGUGGUUGUAUUUCUGCCUGUAGAUAAAGUCGCAGAUGAACCACCUUCAAACACUGCUGCUCCAUCCACGCCUCCCGACGUCCUUUCGUCCGAUCCAUCGACUCCUUCGAGGGGAGGAGAUAAGGAGCGCAAGGGAGAUGGCAGCGCUGAGAAAAGUCCACGGAAAGGGGAUAAAGGGGAGGAGUCAAAGAAAAAGAAGGGUGAUGGCAAGGAUGGAAUAUCUUCAAAGGAAACGGAGAAACCGGCAAAGAAAAAAGGAAAGAAAGAGAAAGGUGAUAGCAAGGCUGAAAAACCUUCAAAGGAUGGGGAGAAGGGAAAGAAAUCCAAGAAGAAAGGACAAAAAGACGCAGACAUUUCUGAGUCAGAACCUGAGCCGGAAGUGAAAGCACAGCAUGUGCUUACGUCAGACACGGAGACGAAAUUAUCAAGUGACUUACAGUUUUUGAAUAAAGUUUAUGAAGAAGAGCAAGGUGGGAAGGAGAUAUCAAGAUGCAUUCUACCAACCGGAAGCGUUAUUUCCUACAAAGAAAACGGUGAAAUGAAGAUUUUGUUAAAUGAUGGAAAUGUGAGCGAUUAUACCGCCGUUUGUGAAAAAGCUGGUAUCGACAGUAGCACCAGCGUGGAGGAAAAACCAUCGUCCGAAGAUAUAUCUUCUUCUGCUAUCAAACCCGAAAUAACAUACGGCUGGUGCACUAUCAACAACAAAGGCCUAUCCGCAAUGAAGCUUCCUGAACCAAAGACUGAUCCUCUAAAGAUGGAAUCUGUCCCACCUGUCGAAGGAGGAGCUAGUAGCCCCGAAGACAAGAAAAAACAUGGGAAAGAAUCAAAAGGAAAAGGUAAGAAAGGAAAGGACAAGGAAGCGAAAGAUGUACUGGACGAUGGAAAGGAUAAAGAGAAAGGCAAGACAGACGGGAAGGAAAAAGACAAGAAGAAAGCUUCAAAGGGGAAAACAGGAAAAGGCGAAACCGAAUUGAUGGAUGGUCCACAAGAGGGAUCAUUCUCACCUCGUUCAAACGAAGGGGUUGAUUCUGAGGUCUUGCUCGGAAACAUAGAUGUUCCUGUAGGAGGUGCUUCUCUUGUUGUCGAGGUACCUCAUGUGGAAAUGCCAUGCAAAAAGGUUAUUGAGAUUUUUGAUCCUGAUACUGGUUCUUCGAUAUUGACACGUGAGGAUCUAGUGGUUGUGGUGAGAACUGAAGAUGAGAGUGUUCGGGUUGUCCAGCACGCAGAUGGAACGCAUAUUUACAGUGAAGUGAUCGACGUAACACCAUCCGAUUACAGACCUAGUGUUGGCCAGCAGAUGCUUGACGAAAUAAAAAAUUUCAAUGCAAAUGCUACGUUGGCAACUCUUGCAACGCUUUCGAGCAAGAAAAUUCCAGGAUGUUCUACCAUUGAGGCAGACAAAUUGCAGCUACCUGUAGGAAGCCCUUUGAAACCAGACCUAGCUCCUAAUGCUGGCAGUAAGGUCGUUUUAUCUACAGACACUAAACCGACCAAAGAUGGUAGUGAAGAUUCCAAGUCUGAACCUCUCCCGAAGUCACUGAAGAAUCCAUCUGAAACGAAAGGUCUAGUUGUCAGUUCCAAUGGACAGCCAAAUGCUCGCACUGAAGUUGGUAGUGUUGGGCCUUCAUUGGGCAGAGAGAAUUUUGACACGGUUUCAAACGUUGUUGAAAAUCAUAAAUCUCGGGUAUUGUGUGUUGCACAGUGGCAUGUAAGAAAGGAUGGAUUUCCUAACGUACACGGAAACACAAAGGGUGGAGUUGCUGUUGAGUUCUCUACAACAGAAGGUCAGUAUUGCGCUACAUGGUCCAGAGACAGUGGUCAGCUAAGUCUUUUGAUGCCCCAUGGGAGUAUGUUCUACUCAAGUGGAAAGAUCGUGAUUUAUGAUCCUUCUGAUGGUGCGAAGAAAGCAGAUCCCAAACAAAUGCCACAUGAUCGGAUAAGUACAGGUUUUCCUUUCAUCAACACGAAUGGGCUGUAUGAGUUCAAUCUGGAAAAAGCAUGUCUUACCUUUACAGACAACGCUGGAAAUGGAUUCCGGACAAGUUGGGGAUUCAAAGUUGACCUAAUUAUUGCCGGGAAGCUUCCUGAACCACCGCCGCAAGCUGUUGUGGGUUCUGGGAUUGAGGGACCAGUUGGUAUCGACAAACCAGUCGAAUCAUCAGAGGUCCCCUUGGAGGAUGCGGUCCUUACCGAUCAGACUACAGAGGGAUCGUCUAAAACCGCAGUUGGCAAGGCUGGUUCCAAACCGAAAGGAAAAGGUACGAAGGCUGAUACUAAGUCAAAAGCUCCAGCCAUCAAGGCUGGUCCAAACUCCAAAGCAACAUCCGUUAAGACUGGCUCCAAAGCUUCUGCACCAAUUAGUGAUAUUAAAUCUGAUUCAGACAAGAUAAAGAUGCCACCUUCUGAAAGUUCAGAAGUUAUAGAGGAGGUGCAUUUAAAAUCUGCUUUAGAGAACCAGAACGAUGAAGAAGACUCUUUUCUUCCUCCUCCUGAUUGCGGACCAUCGUCCAUGAGCACGGUUAGCUCGCCAAGGUCCAUCGAUGGAGGCACAGAGUUUGUAGAUGACCUCUUUUUAGGACCUUAUCCCAGGCUAUUUGUCAUCCAUGAGGGAGGGUUUGGAUUAGAAAUUGUACAUGAGGAUGACUUUCAAAAAUAUGCAUAUUCAAAAACCUUUAAGAAGGAAUGCACUAGAGUUAUGGAGGAUUAUGCUUCGGUGGAUGUCGCGCUGCACACCUUUGUAACUGUAGAACAAAAAGCAAAAAAGCUAUCAGAGUUGGAGGUGGAGAAGAAAGAGGGCUGCAGGGCUCCAGAUGGACUCAAAUUGUGGACCAAGAAGAUUCCUGAAUUGGCUAGGCGGAUAAAAUUAAAGGCCGUGCUCUCCAAAAUGCAGAAGCGUAGUAAGUGUGAUUGGCUUCAGCUUGAUAUGGAACUGCCAUUUUUACCCAGGGCUGUUGUUCCAGAGUUGCUUCCAGUAUUACCCCUCUGCAACACAACAAACAUAAUGUUCCGUCAAGUUUUUGAAUAUGCACGCUUUACGGAUGCCCAAAUUCGGAAAAUGGACAAAAUUUUAGAGAUUUAUAAAGAAUGGCAAGAUUCUUCCAUGAUUCUUAGAGACGUUGAAGUCAUACCUGAUGAACGCACACCUCAAGACAAGAAGAAAGCAGAAGACAUCGCACAGAGAAUCAGAGAGGGUGUGGCAGAGCAAAAAUUACAAGAGGCGAGAGAGCGUGCGGCAGUCGAGAUUGAGCAUGCUGCAAAAUUAUUCGGAAAGAUAAGGGAGAAGGAAGCAGAAUCACUGCAGGAAUUUGAAAGGCUAAAGCGCAGUGUGCAGGAUGAAUCAAAUAGACAGUGGCUUCUGUACAAAGAAAGUAAAAAAGGUCAAAUACCAUGCAGGCAUAAGGUCUGGCAUUUGUUCCAGGAUAAACCACCCUUCAGACCUAAACCCAACCAGGCCUUAUUGUACUUCAAAUGUGAAGAAGGCUUGGAGUUCAUGUAUACACAAAAUUUUUACCGUAGACCUCCACCGGGUCCAAGGAGGUGGUCUGUGGAGACGACCCCUCCAAGAUCAGAGCAGGGUUUGGAAUUUGGCCAACAAGGAGUUCAGGUGUCUGACGAGGGAAAUGAUCCUUAUGAUUUUCCCGCUCGAAAACCACCUACGGAGGAAAAGAAUGAUCGAGAAAUCAAACCCGAGACAUGUCUCUUUGAAGAAUGGUACAAGGAGGAGCCAAAGCCGACCGAGGUGGAUGCAGAAAAAGAUUUGGAGGAGGAGGGAUUAAAGCUUUGUUGGGAAACGCCGAAGGCAAAGAAGCCAAAGCCAGAGAUUGGCCCAGCAGAUUGGACACCUUGCUUCAUGGUUGGAUUUGAUAUGGGGAGCACUUGCAAAGCAGAACCAGACCAAAUUCAGAAUGAGAAUGACGUUGAGCCUAAGGUUGAUGAGUACCAACCGUAUGAUCAUGACAGUCACAGUGAUCUCAACAAUCCAGACCCGCCGACUGAAGAUACGGAAGGGGAUAACGUCGACAGUGAGAUUGCGAGGGAAAUUGAAGAAACGCCGCCUGAACCCGCUUUGCCAGAACUACCGCCUUUCUGGCAGGCUCCUGUUGGAGUCGAUUGGGAUAUCAAUCAUGAGGCUGUGCAGCGACAGCUUGAGCUUCUGCCUAAUCGACCUGGUUGGGUCAAAGCUGAGUGGCUUAAAAAUGAAAAAUAUUUGCGCUUGAACCUGCAAACAAUGCUUCAAAUGAAUAUUUCAUCCGUCGCUGGCCUGAAGUUGCGUGCAAGACCCCCUAUAGACUGGACACAUCAGUUUUUGCUAGUACCGGAUCGUCUAGAUUUCGGUACCGUCGAAUACGGUACUAUAUCAAUGAAGGUGGCAUUUUUACAAAAUUAUCAUGGUACGAAUGGUGGACGCUUUAGGUUUGAAGAUCUUGGCCCAUGUUGCAGGAUACUCUGUGAAUAUGGCAUGGUUCCUCCCGGCCUAUACAGAACUCUCCGUGUAUUUUUCCGCGCUGAUCGUCUCGGUUCUUUUAACCACGAGAUCAAAGUGUUAACUCAGUAUGAUAUUUUUCGCUUUCCAAUUAUUGCAAAUGUGGUACGCCCAAAAGCAUAUGAGGGAAGCAAUCAUCAACAAUCUACUUAAAGGCGCGAUUGUGAUGCUUGCUUUCCUUCUAUGAUUAUGGUCUUGAAGUUACGAGAUGAAAACUGGCGCUAGCCAAGGUCGCGAUGGAAGGGAAAGGUUUGCCAGCAGAGGUCAAAAAGUUCCUGGUACCCUCAUCCCGCAGCGACCUAGAUCACGGUUCCCACCAGGGAAGAAUGAUGGUUUAUGUCGUGUUUGUCACAAAGCGGCGUUGGAGAUAUGGAGCUUAGAUCAAGCUUUUGGCAAUGUCUCUGCUUCGGGUUAGAGGAAGACACGUCACGGUUGUCCGACGUGCGUGAAGUUGAGAAAUACUGAAAGUUUGAGUAUUACCAUUUAUAUUGGCAGUCAAAGACAGGACACUUGAGUGCCGUCGAUUGUAAUAAAAGAUUUGAGAUUCUAAUAUACUUGGACGAAACCAACCGAUGAUUACAUGGAAAUGUUCAAUUC
Marchantia polymorpha subsp. ruderalis is the source of this 10767-nucleotide messenger RNA. NCBI's taxonomy places the organism in Eukaryota, Viridiplantae, Streptophyta, Marchantiopsida, Marchantiales, Marchantiaceae. The record is from the annotation of a GenBank genome assembly.